Molecule: messenger RNA, 2436 nt
Organism: Zingiber officinale
Lineage: Eukaryota; Viridiplantae; Streptophyta; Magnoliopsida; Zingiberales; Zingiberaceae
Exons: 4
Coding region: 1-2436 (811 amino acids)
Source: RefSeq, a predicted model, not a curated record
AUGAGAUGGCAUUCUGAAUCUCGUACAAAGGAUGGUUACAUGCGGCAUCCGGCAGACUCUCCAUCUUGGCAAACAUUUGACCAUAAGCACCCAGAAUUUGCAAAGGAUCCUAGGAACAUAAGGCUUGGUUUAGCAUCAGAUGGAUUUAAUCCAUUCAAAAAUAUGAGUGUGACACAUAGUACGUGGCCAGUUAUUUUAAUGCCAUAUAAUCUUCCACCAUGGAUGUGUAUGAAGCAACCAUACUUUAUGUUGUCACUAUUGAUACCUGGCCCAUCUGCUCCAGGGAAUAACAUCAACAUCUACUUGCAACCUCUUAUUACAGAUUUGAAGGAUUUAUGGGAGAUAGGAGUUCAAACAUAUGAUGCAUCAACUAAACAGAAUUUUCAAUUGCAUGCUGCAUUACUAUGGACAAUAAGUGAUUUCCCUGGAUAUGCAAACUUAUCCGGAUGGAGUACUAAAGGAAAACUUGCAUGCCCAGUGUGUCAUCAAUUUACACAUUCGCAGUGGUUAAAACACGGUGGAAAAUUUUGUUAUAUGGGUCAUCGGAGGUUUUUAAAUAGUGAUCAUGUAUUUCGAAAAAAUGCUCAAUUUUUUGAUGGCACAGAAGAGCAUGGAAGACCACCGCCUAUACUAUCAGGAGACAUGGUGAUAAAUGAGUUGAAAUAUUUGAAAUUUACUUUUGGAAAAACAGUUAAUGAUAAUUCAGCUCUACCAUUCAAUUGGAAAAAAUUGAGUAUAUUUUUUGAUUUACCAUAUUGGAAAGAUAACGUAAUACGUCACAAUCUUGACCUUAUGCAUAUUGAAAAGAAUGUAUGUGAAUCUAUUUGUGGGACAUUGCUGAAUAUAGAAGGAAAAUCGAAAGAUAAUCUCAAAUCACGACUUGAUUUGCAAGAAAUGGGGAUAAGAUCAUCACUUCAUCCUAUUGAGAAAGGAUCAAAUAAAGUGUAUUUACCUCCUGCAUCUUUUUCAAUGGGGAAAAAAGAGAAGGAUAUAUUUUGCAAGGUCUUAAAAAAAAUCAAAGUUCCAGAUGGCUAUGCAUCCAAUAUAUCACGAUGUGUUCAAAUGAAACCACCAAAAUUAAGUGGUCUAAAAAGUCAUGACAAUCACAUCUUGAUGCAGCAAUUAUUGCCAGUAGCACUACGCAAAACUUUAUCAAAAUCUAUUCGGAUUCCUUUGAUUAGAUUAAGCAGAUAUUUUCAAGAGUUAUGUUCUAAAGUAAUUUCUCCUACAGAUUUGGUUCGUUUAAAGAGAGAUAUUGCAGUGAUCCUAUGUGAAUUGGAAAAGAUUUUUCCUCCAUCAUUUUUUGACAUAAUGGUUCAUCUAACUAUUCAUUUGGCAACUGAAGUACAGCUUGCUGGCCCAGUUCACUAUCGUUGGAUGUAUCCAAUUGAAAGGUACUUGGGAACAUUAAAGUCUUAUGUUCGAAAUAGAAGUAGACCAGAAGGAUCUAUUGCUGAAGGGUAUUUAGCUGAGGAAUGUUUGACAUUCUGCUCUUUAUAUUUAGCAGAUUAUGUAGAGACAAGAUUUAAUCAAUCAUCAAGAAAUGAUGAUAUAAAUAUUGACUUUACAUUUGCAUUAGAUGUGUUCAACUACUCAGGUCAUGCACUUGGAAAGGUCAUUGCAACUAAGUUUGACAUUGAGAUAUUAAAGAAGGCACAUCAAUAUGUAUUAUUCAAUUGUCAUCACGUCCAAUCUUUUAUAGAUGAACAUCGAAGAAUUCUGAAUCAAAGUCAUUCUCAUAUUCCACCACACCAAAUUGAGCGUUUACAUAGUGAAACAUUUUCCUCCUGGUUUGCCAGUCAUAUUGAAGAUACAACUCUUCCAGCAGAUGAUCCAGUGUCAAGUGAUUUGAGAUUAAUUGCCAGAGGCCCGGAUGCCAUUGGCAUACGAUAUGAGAAAUUUAUUUCAAAUGGAUUUAGGUUUCAUACAAAGGAAGUGGAACGUAAGAGAAAGACUCAAAAUUGUGGUGUAACUGUUAGGGCAACUACUUCAAGUUAUUCAAGUAUAAGAGAUCAUAAUCCAGUAUUAAGUGAACUUGAUUACUAUGGGAUUUUACAAAAUGUGAUUGAGUUAAACUAUGGAGGAGGUCGAAAAGUUGUGUUAUUUGAGUGUGAGUGGGUCUCCAAAGGCAAACGGCUAAAAUUGGAUGAGGAUGGUUUUGUGUUAGCAAAUUUUAAAAAUGUUAGGCGUCAUAACGAGCCUUAUAUUUUAGCAUCUCAGGCUAUGCAAGUAUUUUAUGUGGAAGAUCCAAUUGAUUGUGAUUGGCAUGUCAUUAUCACCACUGAUGCACGAGCAAAGCAUAAAAUGCAGCCUAUGGCAGAUGUUGAUACAUAUCUUCAAAGUAAUAUUUGUAAUUAUGAAGACUACAAUGAACAUGAAGAAGUGGUUUGGAUUCGAGAUGAUGUUGCAGGAGUGGAAAUUGAUACCGAUUUGUGA